CCCAAUCAAAAUCCUUUGUUUACUCUUGUUUGUGUUGUCUGUAGUAAUUUAUACACUUCAAGCUAGAUAGUUGAAUAUUGUGGUUUUAUUAGUUCUGGAGACUGGAAGUGGGGGAGCCGUAGGAAUGAACUCAACAAAAUCAAUCAACUUGGAAACAUAAUUGUUUACUCAAGAUCACUGAAGACUUUUAAAUACCUUUUUGUUUUAAAUUCAGAUAUUUAGUCUAUAAUAGUCUAUGUUAUUUCAAAAUUUUCACAACCAUAUGUACACCACAGUACAGUAAAGACAGUAAAGAAAAGGGCUCGUAAUAAGAAAUUCAUGGCUAGUACAAAGUCUAAAGUUUCAGAGCCAAUCAGAGCUCAAAGUCCUUCUGUAAUUGAAUGGAGCAAGACAUUAAGGUCUCGUAGCCCCUCCCCAACACGGGCUUCAUCAAGAACACUGUCACGUAGUCAUUCACCUUCAUCAAGUCAAGUGAAAACAACGAAAUCAAUACUGCGAACGCAGAGCUCUUCCCCGAAUAGACUUGCCUUUUCAACAUCAGAUUUGGAAGAUCUAAAAGUUACGCCUUCUAAAAGAUUUCCUUCAUCGAGCAGUGUACGUAAAAGUACCAGUAGUUGGGCAUCAAGAGUUAAUUCAGGAGUUAGUUUUUCAGGGAAAUCAAGUAGAAGUAUAUGUAACAAUGAUCUGGCAGACCUUGAAGCAUCCUAUAUUAAAAAUCUACAACAACAGAUUUAUUUCCUGGAACUGGAAUCUAAUUAUCUUCGUGAGCAGGCUAACAAAGCUACCGACUUGCAUCCUAAAAUGACCAUUGAAGCUGAGAAAAUGCUGUCAAAACUUCGACAACUGCAGAUGGAAAUGAGUGAUAUGCAAAUUGAAAUGAGAAGAAAGGACACUAAUUUAUGUGUCACUCAAGCGGAGAAAGAGAGAACACAGGAAAUCCUUUUGCUACAAGAAGAGUCUCGCCAUCGAGAUAAAUUAGUUAUGACAGACGAAAUAAUAACCUUGAAGAAGAUCAAGGACAGGUUAGAAAUGGAAGCAAUUCGUAGAGAUAAACAACUUUUAGAGGCUAAGACCGAGGUGGAUAAAAGUACCACCGCUUUACGUAGCGCAGAGAUGAAAAUAACUUGUCUCAAAAAUCAGUUGGACCAAAGAACAGAACAGCAUCAGUUGACCCAACUUGCGCUGGAGGAGAAAAGAUCAGCUGUUUUAUCACUGGAAGCUCAACUACGUGAUGUUGAAGAUAGAUAUUAUAAUAAUACAGUUGUUGUACACGAUAAAGUCACUCAAGAUUUAAGAGAUGAAAUAGCAUUUUUACGUCAAAAGUUGCAGGAUCUUGAACAAUCAGCAGAGAAAGAUAGAUUCAUGAAAGAGAAAUUAUCUGAUGAAAAUACCAGCCUUUCUCGUGAAAAAACUUGUACAAGUUUUAGAGUAUCUGAACUACAGAAACAAUUAGAUAGAGAGAGAUCUCUACUGGAGAAAACAGAACAACGUCAAAGAGAGAAUAUUGUCGAAAUGGUUAGUUUGCGAGAAUCAGAAAAACAACUGAAGAUGCAGCUAGAACAACAGCAGGUGCAGCUACAACGUGAACAAGAAAAAGCUCAGAGUUAUCUUGAACAGUUGACAAAACAAGAGAAACUGUCUGGUUCUGUAGAAAUACAACUGAACUCCACGAAACUGAACUUAUCUGAAACGGAGAGUUUACAUCAGGCAGCCGAGUCCGAGAACAAUCAACUACGCAAAGAUAAGAUGUUAUUGGUUGAUCAUGUAGCAGAUUUACAACGCCAGAUUGAAAUCAAGGAUCGUGAAAUUAUGACUCUCCAGUCAGAAGUUAGUUCUUUAGAUGCUAGAAUGCAGGAUCUAGAUUACCAGAAGAACUUAGAGAGUACCGUUCAUAGUCAGAAAUGGCAUGAGUUUGGUCGUUUAGCUGAGAGUAUGAGAAGUUUGUCCACAACCAUGGCCAGAUCAGCUUCCCCCACGCAAAGCCAAAGUAAAAUACUUCAAUAUUAAGACAUUUUAGGAUUAUUCAAAUUUAGUCACAUCUGACUCGAAAGUUUUUUAAAAUAUUUAAAGUAAACUAAAAUACUUCAACAUCAAAGCAUUUUAGGAUUAAUCUAAUUUAGUCUGGUCUGACUCCCAAGAUUUGAAACAGUUUAGAUAAAUAAAAAUUAAGAUUUAAGAAGAUUGAUAUAUUUAUGAUAAAGAUGAAAGAAAAUAAGGGUUUAUGAAGUGAUUGAAUGAAAACAAUGGGAAUUAUCCCUAAAAAAAUAUUGUAUUAUAAAUAUAAUAAAUUUGUAAUUGUUUAAAAUUCAGAAAACUGCAAUUCUUUUUAAUAUGAAAAUGAAAGCUUUAACUUUAGAAUUGAUUUUAUUUUUUACAAACCAACUACAUGUAUUAUUAAUAACACCUGCCUUUUAUUUCCAUGUUUUUACCAAAUAAUUAUUUUAAUUUACCGUGUGAAAGUUAUUAUAGUCUUUGUAAAACAUUUGUAUUGCGGUUAUACAUGGGCCUCUUACUUCGAUAUUUUUGCUAGUAAAAUAUUCCUGGGUUUAAUUUUUAUCAAGUUAUGGGAGUUAUAUUGAAAUGGGCUCCAUCCUCCAUCACCCCACAGAACGUUAUAAAGUAGUAAAGAGGUUUUUAUACCAAACAUACAAAUUUGAUACAAGUUUCAAAAUAAGGUCAUAUAGUGAGUUGGGUGUAUGUAAUGCUGCGGUGUGAUUUCACUGUAACAGAAUCAUGAGCCCUCAGAUAUAACAGUUGAGUGGCCUGUAAAACUGAGGUGGUUGUUGAGUGAGGUUUCACUGUAAUUGAUUCAUUAGCCCUCUGGUAUAACAGUUGAGUGGCCUGUAAAAUAGGGGUGAUUGUUGAGUGAGGUUUCACUGUAUCUGAAUCAUGAGCCCUCUGAUAUAACAGUUGAGUAGCCUGUAAAACUGUUGUGGUUGUUGAGUGAGGUUUCACUGUAUCUGAAACACAAGUCUCGUGUUGUGAUACUACAGUUGUGUUAUGUAGUAAAUAAACCCUAUUAUGUGUAUCUGUGAUAUUUUUAUUUCAUAAUUAUAUGUGUUAAUUUGUUUUUCCUGUCUGUUAAUUGUAAUGUUAAUUGUACAUAAAAUAAAGAGUUAAUUUAUUGUAAUAUUUUUAAGAAUAAUGACAUACUUAUGAAAUGAAAACUUUUAAGAUAAAAGGACCUUAUACAUGAAAACUUACAUUAAAAUUUAAGAUAAAGGUACCUUAUUCAUGAAAACUGCUAAUUUAAUUACAAUCAAUAUAAAACUUGUCAUCCUUGUUCCUCGGAUGACAGACUUCGAUUUUUGAAAUAAUCUCAUGGUUGCUUUCUGGUUCAUAUAGUUUUCACCAAUGCUGUUACAUACAGAUUAUUUUUGUGUCUUUUUUAAGAACAGGGCAGUCCACAUAUUUAUAGAUCCAGUAUCUAGUUAUAUACAAUAAGAUCAGUAUUAUUAAAACUAAGUCAAAUAGAACAUCCAAAUAUGAUAACAUUUUUUACUUGGGAUCAGAGUUUUAUCAUUGAUAGUCAACAGUCACUUACUUCUGGGAGUAAUAUGUUCAAUUAGUCAACAGUGACCUAUAGCGAGGCUUAGAGCUCAGGUUUAUUGACAAACUUUCUCAAGAACUGUCAUCUGGGCCGGACACAUUUUCUCACGAACUUACAUAAUUUCCCAAGAACUGCCACCAUUUCAUUCUUUGCCAUAUUGAUCUAUGCACAUGACACCGUUUAAGAAUAAACUUAGGAAUCUUGCCAAUAAUAUCUAUAAAGAUUUAAUUCUAGAAUCUAUUUAAUACUCUGUUACUUAAACCAUACAUUUUAUAACAUACAAAUUUGGUAUUUUUUCAUGUGUGAUUUAGAAUGUUAUUAUUUCGUUAUAUUGAAUUCAUCAAGCGAUUAAGAUUUGCUAUGGAUUGCAUUUUUGUUAUCAAAAUGAUCAUUUUAGAAUCUUGUUAUUCAAUUCAUCAAGAUGUUAAGAUUCACUAUGGAUUUUAUUGUUGUCGAAAUUUAUCAAAUUUCAGAGAAGUAAUUCAAGUAUGUAACUUAGAUAUCAGUUGAUAGUGAUUAAAUUUGUUAAUGGGGUCAGGUUUUCCACCCAUAAUUGUAUAAUGAACAAAAAUUGCAUAUCUGAACUAUGUCCAUUGACACCUAUUUUUUAUUACAUACGAACGAAUUUGAAUAUUUUGUUGACACAUGAUUUUUAGUUAUGGGCUGAAUCCGCCUGCUUAAAUAACGAUAAGAGUUAUGCCCCUUUAUUUUCGGUAAAAAUGUCCAACAAGAAAAAAAUUGAAAUCCCAACACUGUUCCAUUCAGUUAUAAUACAUAGAGCACAUAUAUACCAGUUUAACAUUCCAUGUAUUCAUAUAGUUAAUAUAUUAUUCAUAUACCACUAUCUUAUUCGACUGUGAUAUGUCUCAGAAUAUACAAGAAAUACCAAAUAUAAUGAACAUAAUAUUCAAAUUAUUUUAUUUUACAUAUUAUUCAAAUAUUGAAAUAUAAUAUUCAAAACACUAUUUUUGAUGUAUACUGAAUAACUUAUAUCACGUAAUAUUCAAAAUAUAUUGAAACAUAAUAUUCAAAGCACUUUUUAUAAUGUAUACUAAAUAACUUAUAUCGAGGUUAUAUUCAAAAUAUAUUGAAACAUAAUAUUCAAAACACUAUUUAUAAUGUAUAACUUGAGGUAAUUAUUCAAAAUAUAUUAAAACAUAAUAUUCAAAGCACUAUUUAUAAUGUAUACUGAAUAACCAGUAUAUUGGAAAUAUAAUGUAGACUUACAGCCAUAUACUGAAUUAAUAGAAAUACCAAAUAUAUUGAACAUAAUAUUCAAAAUAUAUUGAAUAAUAUUCAAAGAACUAUUUAUCAUGCAUACUGAAUAACUUAUAUUGAGAUAUUAUUCAAAAUAUAUUAAACAUAGUAUUCAAAGAACUAUUCAGAAUGCAUACUAAAUAACUUAUAUUGAGAUAUUAUUGAAAAUAAAUUGAAACCUAAUAUUCAAAGCACUAUUUAUAUUGUAUACUGAAUAACUUAUAUUGGAAAUAUAAUGUAGACAGUAAAAAACCUAUUAGUCUUUUAUAUAACAGCUCUGUAUGAAUAUUUAUGAUAUAUUGUUAUUAAACUUUAACUA
Molecule: messenger RNA, 5126 nt
Organism: Patella vulgata (common limpet)
Lineage: Eukaryota; Metazoa; Mollusca; Gastropoda; Patellidae
Product: calponin homology domain-containing protein DDB_G0272472
Exons: 12
Coding region: 319-2007 (562 amino acids)
Source: RefSeq, a predicted model, not a curated record